Messenger RNA from Diaporthe amygdali, 867 nucleotides. Its product is annotated as phosphatidylethanolamine-binding protein pebp. The record is from RefSeq and is a predicted model, not a curated record. The transcript has 2 exons. Bases 1 to 867 code for a protein of 288 amino acids. NCBI's taxonomy places the organism in Eukaryota, Fungi, Ascomycota, Sordariomycetes, Diaporthales, Diaporthaceae.
AUGAUGAUUACAUCCUACAGACUCGUCGCUCUAGCCCUUGCGGCAUGCCCUGGCCUGGCCAUUCCGCCUCCAGAAUUUGGAUUCGUGGAUAGCGCCAACCAUACCGAGCUCAGCGUGGCUUUCACAUUCGAUGGGAACACAACAGUGGUCCAGGAAGGCCAACUCUUUGGAGGAAACAUCACUAGCCAACAGCCAGCGCUGGCUGUGAACCCAGCCGCCUAUCAGUCUGUCGCUGACUAUAAUGGCGACUAUGUUAUUCUCAUGAUAGACCCAGAUGCACCGUCGCCAGACAGUCCUACCAGCCGGUUCAUCUUACACUGGCUGGCCGCCAAUGUGACGCAAGGCACGACGGCCGAGGCGCCUUUGACCGGUCAACGGGCCCUCACGAACAGCACACCGGCCUUCGUUCCGUACCGCGCUCCCACACCCCCUCUGAACUCCAGCGCACACCGAUACAUCAUCUACGCGUUCGCGCAGCCGGACAAUUUCGCCAUCCCGGAAUCUUUCAGCGGCUUCAGCGCGCAGAAUCGGUCUCUGUUCAGCCUCGACCGCUUCAUCUCGGAGGCUGGCCUCGGCCGGCCAAUGGCUGGCGAGUUUUGGUACGUGAGUCGGGAGCCCGAGGUCCCUGGCACAUUUGUUGCCCUCGCUGGAGGGGCCUACCCUGGGGGCAAUGGCGCCGCCAUCUUCUCGGCCGGGUCUGGCAGUGCGACGGCUACGGCGACAUCAUCUGCAUCAAGUACCUCGAGUACAGGGGGUGCAGCCAGCACGGGGACGUCAGCUGCGAAUGUGGCAAGAGCUUCUUACUUGGGUCUAUACACUUGCCUUAUCGGUGGAGCUGGGCUUCUGGGCUUGACUCUACUGCUUUAG